This is a messenger RNA of Paramecium primaurelia, 308 nucleotides long. The record is from the annotation of a GenBank genome assembly. Lineage: Eukaryota; Ciliophora; Oligohymenophorea; Peniculida; Parameciidae.
AUGAGUUUCACUCCUAAUUAUAAAAAAAUAGUUCAUAUAACCAAGAUAAACAAUCACCUAUAGAGAUUAAAUAAAAAGAAAUUAUUCCUAUAAAUUUAAAAAAUAACAGGAAAGCUUAGAAUUAUUAAAAGAAGCACCUACUAAUCAAAAGGCUCUUUAUGGGUUAAGUAUAUAUAUUAUUUUUAAUUAGGUUUAAUUUUAAUUCAUAAGAGAUAAUUCAUUUAAGCAGAGUAUAAUUAUUAGAACUCUUAUAGUUAAAUGCAAAUAUAGCAAAGCAGAAAAAAACUAUUGAAUUUAAAAGUGGAUGA